AUGGACAUUGGGGACAUUGGGGACGUUGGGGACAGGGCUGUCCCCACGCUGAUCGUCACUGUCCUGAGGGACGCCACUGGGGACGGGGACACCGGGGACAGGGAGGUGGCAACCCCGGGGGACACCUGGGACAGGGACACUGGGGAUGGGGACACCGGGGACAGGGACAUUGGGGACAUUGGGGACACUCCGGCCUUGGCCCUGCAGGACCUUGGGGACCGUGCUGUCACCUCCCCGGGGGACAUCGGGGACAGGGACAGGGGGGAUGGGGACAUUGUGGACGGUGACGUCACCACCCCGGGUGACAUUUGGGACAGGGACACUGGGGACGGUGACGUCGCUGCCGUGGGUGACAUCGGGGACGGGGACAGGGACAUUGGGGACAUUGGGGACAGCGCCGUCCCCGCCCCGGGGGACAUCGGGGCCGUCACCUGCCGGGCCGGGGGCGUCACCAUCACGGUGCUGGCCCCGCCCCCCGAGGAGGCGGAGCCUGGCGAUGACGUCAUCGCCUAUGACGUCACCGCUGCUGGGGAGGGCGGUGACGUCACCGAGGGGUGGGGCAGCCCCGCCCCUCCGCCCGCCGGUGACGUCACUGCUGACGUCAUUGCUGACAUCACCGAUGACGUCACCUCUGAUGUCACCUCUGAUGCCACCGGCGGCGAUGACGUCACUUCCUCUGUCCCGGAGGAAGUUCCCGCCGGUGACGUCAUCGCCGGUGGUGACGUCAUCACCCCCCGCCCCGCGAGUGGCGUCGCCGAUGACGUCAGUGCCUCGAGGAGUGACGUCAUCGGUGACGUCGUCGCCCCUGGGCGUGACCUCCUUGAUGACGUCAUCAUCGGCCCCGACCUCACCGGUGACAUCACAGCCAAGAGCGACUUCCCGCGGGACCUGGAUGACGUCACCGAUGACAUCAUCACCACAGGUGACGUCAUAACCCCCGACGUCGCUGAUGACAUCAUCAAGCAUGGCUUCCCCUGUGACGUCAUCAGCUGGGGUGACGUCACAGCGCCGCUCCCUGGGGGCGAUGACGUCACACCGGGCAAUGACAUCAUCGACUGUGCCAGCGUCGGUGACGUCAUCGCCGUCUGCUGUGUCCCUCCCCUUCCCGGGGAUGACGUCACCGAUGACGUCAUCCCUGGCGGGCGUCGUCUCGAUGAUGUCAUCCACGGGGGUGACCUCGCCGAUGACGUCACCGAGGACGACGAUGAUGACGUCACCUUCCCCGGCCUGGGGCUCCUCCCCGCUGAUGACGUCACCGCCGCCGAUGACGUCACUUCCUCCCUGGCGGGUGACGUCACCGGGGGCCUCGACGCCGCCUGGGACGACCUCGUCGAUGACGUCACCGCCGAUGAUGACGUCACUGCCGACGAUGACGUCACCGCCGACGAUGACAUCACGCCCUUCCUGCCCUUGGGCUGCCCCCCGGACCCUGACGAUGACGUCAGCGAUGACGUCACGGAUGACGUCGCCCAGGGGGCGGAGAAACCGCUGCUGGGCUCCGCCCCCUUCAGCCGCCGCCACGACGCCGGCGAUGACGUCAGCGAUGACGUCACAGAGGACGCGCCGCGAGGGGGCGGGGCAGGCGCCCCCCAGACGCCCCCCCCCCGGCUGCCCCCU
Taeniopygia guttata (zebra finch) is the source of this 1617-nucleotide messenger RNA. The record is from RefSeq and is a predicted model, not a curated record. Lineage: Eukaryota; Metazoa; Chordata; Aves; Passeriformes; Estrildidae.